This is a messenger RNA of Aspergillus udagawae, 735 nucleotides long. RefSeq names its product seipin co-factor family protein. The transcript has a single exon. Bases 1 to 735 code for a protein of 244 amino acids. NCBI's taxonomy places the organism in Eukaryota, Fungi, Ascomycota, Eurotiomycetes, Eurotiales, Aspergillaceae. The record is from RefSeq and is a predicted model, not a curated record.
AUGUCCCUCAACACAGUAAGCAGCGGCCUAAACAAAGGCCUACCGACCGACACCGCCACCAAGGCCGCCUCAGGAACAGUCAACCAGACCACGCGACAGCUCAACAACACCACUAAGAAUGUUACCGACGAAACCAUGCCAGGCGAGUUUCCCUCCGACGACGCAAAAGAUGACAGGCCCGCGCCAGACAUCUCCUUCUCGGCCAUCUGGUCCUCCUUCAAAACCUGGGUCUUCUCCUUCUUCCCCGACCUCCUCGACCGCUUCGAGAACUGGAUCAAGGGUCUCAUCGCCUGGAUCCUUCCGCCCCCGCGCCGGGCCAAAAUGUACGAAGCGAUUCUGAAGCGACCCAUCGCGUCCUCGUUCAUCAUCUGUCAGCUUUUCUGCUGUGGGGUUCCGCUGCUGGUGUUUCUAGCCGGUGUGUUUCUCUUUGCGGCUGUUGCGGUGCUGCUCUGGUUGGUGCUCUCGUUGCUCCUGGCAGGACCAAUCUUGUUGGUUGCGAGCAUGAUGGGGGUGUCGCUCUGGGGGUGGGGGUGGGUUUUAUAUGGGAUGGUGAAGUUUAUCGAUCAGCAUUUCUUGGGGGGAACGAUUACCCGGUUCUGGUUGGCGCAUAGUCAGGAACAGGGGGAUGAGCCGGAGGGUGAGAGUGAGAAGGAGGAGGAGAAGGGGAAGGGGAAGGAUGAGAAGAGUGAGAAACCGAGAAAGCCGAAGAAACUGGAAGUGAAGAAGGAUACUUGA